Molecule: messenger RNA, 858 nt
Organism: Haliotis rubra (blacklip abalone)
Lineage: Eukaryota; Metazoa; Mollusca; Gastropoda; Lepetellida; Haliotidae
Product: carbonyl reductase [NADPH] 3-like
Exons: 1
Coding region: 1-858 (285 amino acids)
Molecular function (GO): oxidoreductase activity
Source: RefSeq, a predicted model, not a curated record
AUGUCUGCGUGCAGGAAAGUAGCUGUUGUGACCGGGGGCAAUAGAGGAAUCGGGAUCAGUCUGGUUCGUAACCUGUGUCAAACAUUUGACGGGGCGGUCUACCUCACAGCCAGGAGCGAGGAACGCGGCAAGAAAGCUGUGCAAGAUCUGAAGGCAGAAGGUUUGAAUCCUUGCUUCCAUCAACUUGAUAUCGACUCCAGAGACAGUAUUUGUGAUUUCGCCAAAUAUCUGAAGGAGACCUACGGUGGAGUUAAUGUAGUCAUUGCAAACGGGUCUGUCAGUUACGAGAAGAACAGUCCCGUCCCUCUCUCGGAGCAGUCUGAAGGUUACAUCCGCGUCAACAACAUCGGCAACGCAAACCUCUACCAAGCCCUGGAACCUCUUCUCAGACAAGAUGGCCGCUAUGUCAUUGUGUCAAGUGGGUUUGGACGACUGUCCAAAAUACCCCAGAAGCUUCGACCAAAAUUCCAAACUGAAAAUAAGUCGAUUGAUCAACUAAACUGUGUCCUCAACGAAUAUGUGACAUCAACCAAAGACGGCAGCUUCAAGGAGAAAGGGUGGCCAGAUUGGCCAAACGUCGUCUCCAAGCUGGGCCUUGUAGCUCUAACCAGAAUCAUUGUGCGGAAUCUAAAGGGCAACCCUCGUCGUCUGCUCGUGAACGCCUCAUGUCCCGGAUGGACUGUCACAGACGCCGCAAGGUCAUUUCUGGACGAAAGAGGGAUGUUUGGUAACGUGAAGGCAAAGCACCCGGAUGAAGCUGCAGUCGACAUGAUUUGGCUCGCCACGUUGCCUCCUGGAACAACGUCGCCACACGGAGAGCUGAUUCAGUACAGAAAGGUCCUGUCGUAUGAAGGGUAA